AUGGCUGCGACUCUCUCCUCUUCGGCAUCCGCCACCCUUCGCUCCCUCUCUAUCCCAGAGGGAAGCAGCCUCUCCACUUCCUCGCGGGCGGCAAUCCCUGGGUUCUCCGGCCUCAAGGCCCAGAAGGCUCUUUCCGCCUCUGCUCAAACAUGCACCUGCAUGACGUGCGCGAAAUGCGGUAACCGUCGCACAAGCGUCGUCGCCAUGGCGAGCGCCGACAACCAGUUCGCGAGCGUCUCCCAGUCCACCGCCGCUCCCGCCGCUCCUGCCGCCACCGCCCUCCUCCCCGCCAUCGUCGGCGCCGGCGCUCUGGGCGCCGCGACUUACGUCGCCGUGAAGAAGCUCACCGCGUCUCCCGCCGCCGCUCCCGCCGCACCCGCCCCCUCCUCUCCCGCGGUCACCAGCGUCCCGCCUAGCGGCAUCGUGCCCCGCGCGAAGCACGCGGCGGCGUCGGCGCUGUCGACGAUGGCGACGACGUUCCCGUCGGCGAUGCAGGAGGAGGCGUUCCUGAAGGCCGUGGCGGUGGAGCUGGCGAAGCUGGGGUUCCGCAAGGACAACGGCAUCGCGCUGGUGAACACGUGCCGCGACGAGGUGUGCCGGCCCGUGGUGAGCAUCAUCGACCGCGAGUUCGGGCUGAGCUUCAACAUCUCGGGGCUGGGCGGGCUCGUCAACUGCGGCAAGGUCGGCUUCGGAGCCGCCAUGAGCCACUCGCCCGAGUUCCCCUGCGACGUCGACGGCAACCUCAAGGAGCGAUACAUCUUCUUCGCGUUCCCGCACGUGUCCAUCGGCGAGUCGGGCGAGGUGGGUUCGCUGCUGCGUCGCGGUCGCGGUAAGGCGUCGAGCGCGUGCGGAGCGUUGAUCGCCAUCAACAACGACAUCAACAACGGCGUGGCGCCCAGCAUGGACAGCGACGACCCCGAGUACACGCUGCUGCGCAAGAAGAUCAUGGCUAAGGUGUCAGGCGGCAACAAGUCGCUGGUGGACGUGACGCGCGCGGCGUUGGCGGCGAUCAACGAGGACUUGGAGAAGCUCAUCAAGCUCACGGUGAACCCCGAGACGGCGGAUUACGCCGUCAUCACGGGCGUGCAGAUCCACUCGGGCGACCAGAUUCCCGGCCAGCCCUUCCGCAUCGAGCGCACCUGCGACUACAUCGCGCCCGACAAGAUGUACGCGGUGGUGCGCGGGCAGAAGUACGAGCUCAAGACGGCAGCCAGCCCUCCCACCCCCCCGUCCCCGCCACCUACCCCCCACAGUAGCAGCCGCGGGAGGGGAGAGGCAGGGCAGAGGGUGGUGCUCUGCUGGCGGGGUUCUCUGCUGGCGGGGUUCUCUGCUGGCGGGGUUCUCUGCUGGCAAGGUUCUCUGCUGGCGGGGUUCUCUGCUGGCGGGGUUCUCUGCUGGCGGGGUUCUCUGCUGGCGGGGUUCUCUGCUGGCGGGGUUCUCUGCUGGCGGGGUUCUCUGCUGGCGGGGUUCCUUGCUGGCGGGCAGGUGCUGCUGGCGCUGGCGGUCGCUGCUGACAUCCGCCCACCACCCCCGUCCCCAACUCCUGCCCCUUCAUGA
Closterium sp. Naga37s-1 is the source of this 1557-nucleotide messenger RNA. Lineage: Eukaryota; Viridiplantae; Streptophyta; Zygnematophyceae; Desmidiales; Closteriaceae. The record is from the annotation of a GenBank genome assembly.